Messenger RNA from Malus domestica (apple), 575 nucleotides. The record is from RefSeq and is a predicted model, not a curated record. NCBI's taxonomy places the organism in Eukaryota, Viridiplantae, Streptophyta, Magnoliopsida, Rosales, Rosaceae.
CGCAGCUGGAAAAGAAGGCGGAACCAAACAUGUACCGGCAAGUAAUGGGAAGUUGGCACAGCCAGGAUAUGGGAAGCAUCCAUAGUGAAACGGGAAGCAUGCAUAGCCAAGACCAAGACCAAGAGACAGGCAACAGUGCAAGCAGCAGCACUUCCUCCUAUACUUUCAACACAAGCAGAAGAAGCAACAGCAUAUAUGGCAACUUGCAUGCAUCUCUUUCUCCAAUAAUUCGGUCUCACCAAAAACGGUUCCCAACCACCGAAGGUCAUCCUAAUGCUUUGAAGAACAUCAAUCCCGAUAUUCUUAAGAACAUCAACAACUUCACGCUCUUGCAGGCCUCGAUAAAAGAUAUCAUCAACCAUACUGAAGGCAGUGCACUGUCUCAGUUCCGCAGAUCUCAUUCAACAUUGGACUUCCGAAACAUUGAUAUGGACAAGAUUUGAUAACUAGUACAGUGUGGAUCGGACUGGACUAAGAUUGAAUAGACAAACGGAACACAUAUUUAUCAGGCCAAUUAAGCUGUUAUAUUCUUCCAUGCGCGCUAUUUACAAGCUUAUAAUUCUUUUUCCUCCAUU